Paramecium octaurelia is the source of this 1020-nucleotide messenger RNA. NCBI's taxonomy places the organism in Eukaryota, Ciliophora, Oligohymenophorea, Peniculida, Parameciidae. The record is from the annotation of a GenBank genome assembly.
CAUUACAAAAUUCUAAAUGUAUAAGGACCUUGAUAUUAAUGAAUUAGAGAAGCUGAAAAAGGAGGAGGCAAUGCUUUCACUUAGAAAAGCCACGACUAAUAUGAAGGUGAGUCAUAGAUUUUCUAUUCAAAGGAACGAUUUGGAUAAUCCAACUAGGACAUAUUGGAGGAGGAAUUUAAGUAGAAAACAGUUGGUUUGGUAACGAGGGAGGAAUUUAAGAGGAAGAGAGAAAACAUAGACAGAAUUUAUGUUUAAGAUCUUUAAAAAAAAUAAGAAGAAGAAGAAAAAAAGAAAUUGGAGCUAAAGUAAAAAAGAAAGUAGGAAUAUAAAUUGAAAACAGCAUUGUUGAGUUUCGAAUCGGAAUAAUAAGAACUUUAUGAUAAGAAAAAUUAUGGGAAAGAUAGCAGCGUUGACACAUUAUAUCUUCCAGACAUGAAUCGAGAAAAAAAGAUCGAAGAACUCACUAAAAAAUUCACUGGUAUAAUUCCUUAAAUUAAUUAGUCGCUAGAAGAAUAUUAGAAAAAUAUGGAAUUGCAAAGGGAUUAACUAAUUGAUAUUAAAUUUUAGUAUUGGGAUGCAUAAACUUGUACAAGAACAUUAAGAAUCACAAAGAAGACAACCAUCAAAGAAUUUCUGGAAUUAGCGAGAAGAGAGAUUAUUAGAGACUUCGGAUUUGUAUUAUUUAUUAGCUAGAUUAUUUAGUUGACUGAAUUUAGUCCUGAUGAUUUACUUUUUGUAGCCAACACAAUGAUUUUGCCUCAUAAACUGAGUUUUCACGAUAUUAUUGCUUAUAAAGUUAAGAAUAGAUCUGGAAAGCCUAUUUUCUCAUUUGAAUAGAGGAAGGUAUUCUAAAUAUGAUUUAUUUGAUUUUUUUAGGUUCAAGCUAAAGGUUAAGAAUACGAAGUUGAAGUUGAAAAUUCAACUACUUGCAGGAUUAUCGAAAAAUUUAGGUAUGAAAAAAUCAAGCACAUCUAUCCGUGUUCUAAAUGGGAAGUUGUUGAUAUUAAUAAGUACUAAUGA